This is a messenger RNA of Rhodofomes roseus, 2044 nucleotides long. RefSeq lists its product as uncharacterized. Lineage: Eukaryota; Fungi; Basidiomycota; Agaricomycetes; Polyporales; Fomitopsidaceae. The transcript has 3 exons. The coding region runs from base 81 to 1628 and encodes 515 amino acids. The record is from RefSeq and is a predicted model, not a curated record.
AUUCGCCCCGAUAGCGGCGUAGUUAUCGCUUUCUUCGUACUCUCACCUGCUGGCUCCUAUACAACGUUUACACACCAGCCAUGGCUUCUCUCGUUCAUAACCACGAUGUUCUCGACAUGAUCACUCGCAUGCUUUCUCCGCAGCAGGCCAUACCCUUCUCAUCAUCUUCUCGCGACUUCCACGCUGCUGCACGCAAGCAUGCGUUUUCGUCUAUCAACCUUGAAAACGGUAUCACAGGUGCUUCAAGGCUUAUCAAAAUGUACCAAUCUCUCUUGAAAAGUAUGGACAACCGUACGAUCUGGCCCCGGAAACUCGAGGUCGACGCGUCAAUACUGCGACCCGAUCUGUAUGGGCCGCUACGAAUCAGAAGAAGGUUUGAGCAACUUAGUUUGGAUGCUCUCAUUGGCAUUCUCAAGAAUGCCUACGACCUGGAAGUCCUGUAUCUGGACGGAUGCGAGGAUGUGUUUGAGCGGGAUCAACGAAUUGCAGAGUGUGUGGUCACCCUGCCGAACAUCGCAGAGCUCCGUCUGGGUGGCAUGGGCAGAGCAAGCGUCGAUGUCUUGGACAGGAUGAUCAGCAGACCGAAGAUGCUGUGGCUCUACUUUGGGCGGGUUACGCCUAGUCAAAUGCUACAUGCCACUCGGGCAGCCGUGCUUGACCAUGUCGAGGAGCUCGUGGUGGAUGGCUUCCACCUCGUUCACCGGGAGGCUCAGAGGGAAGUCGAUUCACGCCGUCGACUCGGAAAAUCCUACCCAUCCCUCCGCAAGCUCACGCUCAUCGGCUGCACUGUUUAUCCCUUCCUUGAUCUGUUUCUCGACAUUCGCUGGUUGAGAGCGCUACAGUGCCGAUUCCCGGAGGACGUCGACGAAGUCUCGGACAAUGACUCUCCAGAUGACCAACCAGCGCAUGCGGGGUUCUCAUCACAGCGUCCUUUGCAACUGGAGCAUGUAUCGACCCUGUCGGACGACGCAGAACACAUUCCCGCUCCUCCGAGCAAUUCACUCGAACUGGUCCUCUUGUCAGAGCCCGUAUUUCCCUCGGAGGGACUCUCUGACAAGGUUUCCGGUGCGGUCCUCCUUCGGCUGUGGCUACAAGGCCGCGAAGUCAUGUCGUGUAGCUCCUUGACGCGCAUGGUUUCAUCGGGGCCGUCACGAGUGAGGUACCUCAUCUUGAGAAUGGACUCCCAAUCAUCGAUGACACGGUGGAUGGCGAAACUGCCUACCACAUUGGUUUCAUCGCAACUCAUCUGUAUGCGAGUCGAGACCGAGGUCGAGACGCCCGAUGGCACUCUAUCGGAGGACUCGGAGGACUCGGAGGACGAGUCGGAUAAGGAGGACUCGCCCAACAGCGCGUGGCCAGACUUGCUGCGGCGGAUGGAGACGGUUCACGUAUCUGCCAUACCCUCACUGCGCUUCUUUUCCGUGCUAUGCGACGUGCGUCGCUCGUCCUACACGGGGGGUCUGGUAUGCUCGAAGCUCACGUGGGGACGGGUCGAACGCGAUGGCGACUCGCGCGUCGUGAAGCCGAUCUCCAACGUAGUGGGCGAGUGCAUUCACCGCUACCUCCAGUCUCCGGAGUUCUGCAAGACGUUGCAGUUCGAUGAGGAUGCGGCUUUGCGAUACGCGUAGAGAGGCCGGCUGGACACUGGCUGGCUGGGUUCUGUUCAAGGGGAACGAAGCUCAGUGAAGCAGUUCAUUGGGAUUCAGCCACGGGGCAUCUGCGGUCCGCUCACGCGUAUGAACCUAUGUUUGAAGGCUGUUACUUACAAACCGCACGUUGAGACGAUAUCUGCGUACCGUCAUGUCGGCAUGUCGUGAUAUUCAUCUUCCCGGGCUCGGCGCAUUGUCUUUGUUACUGGCUUCCAAAGAGACACUUGGAUGUCGCCCGUGCGUCCGUGACCUUGCUGUACAUCAUUCUGGUCUGCAUCUUGCAAUGUCGGCAUAUUACGAUUGACAAUACAUAUAUGCUUAUGGACGGACACAUCGGCAUUUACGCCUACUCGAACGACCCCCACAGAAACCGGCUGCUGAUUCAAGUCACUUAC